AUGGAUCAAUUAUCUACAACUCCGCAAAUACUAGUGUACUGGAAAAAAUUAGAUGUCAUCCACAAUAACACAUUAAGAAUAGCAACUGGUGCCUUUCAAACUAGCCCAAUUAAUGACAUCCUCAGUAUCGCGGGAAAUGAUACAGUGGAUAAACUAGCCAAAGAAGCAGCGAACUCUUCAGUUUCUGAUCAUUAUACAAAUCACCCGUCUCCUGAAGUAUCCUUCCUCAAUGCUAAACAGAAAUUAGAAAAGAACAGGGACAACACAUGGAUUAUGCAAUCUAAACCCAGACUGACAACAAUAGAAAGUUCAAAAGAAAUGUUAUUAUACUGUCAUUAUUAUAAUUGCUGUUAUUUCCUAUUUUUACAGAAAGUAGUUGUCAUACUAGCAAUAGGAGUAUUCGUGACGUGCAAGGGAGCUGCAGUUCCUGUUCCAGCAUUUCCACCUGUUGCCAAGCUUGCACCUCUAAAUUCAAGACUUAACUACGAUCCUCAUCCACAAUAUACUUAUGCUUACGAUGUACAAGAUAGUUUAACAGGAGACUCAAAAACUCAGCACGAAAGCAGAAAUGGCGACAUCGUCAGCGGAAGUUACAGUUUUAUUGAAGCUGAUGGAACCAGAAGAAUCGUUGAAUACACGGCUGAUCCUGUCAAUGGAUUCAACGCAGUUGUACACAGAGAGCCAGUAGCUGUGAUUAAACCAGCCCUUAAGGUCGCUCCAGUAGCUUUUCCUUAAGACAAGUUGCUAAUUUUAUUUAUUCUUGCUCUUAUGAUGUGUAAACUUCGUUAUCUUUGUUACAUUAGUUUUAAUUAAUUUUUUUGGUUCGACUCAGAUGCAUAACUGGUUGCGAAGUUUAAUUAUAAACAUCCUACCUUUUGAAUGUAAAUAA
Molecule: messenger RNA, 889 nt
Organism: Megachile rotundata (alfalfa leafcutting bee)
Lineage: Eukaryota; Metazoa; Arthropoda; Insecta; Hymenoptera; Megachilidae
Gene: CPR4
Product: cuticular protein 4
Cellular component (GO): extracellular matrix
Source: RefSeq, a predicted model, not a curated record